Molecule: messenger RNA, 344 nt
Organism: Colletotrichum destructivum
Lineage: Eukaryota; Fungi; Ascomycota; Sordariomycetes; Glomerellales; Glomerellaceae
Exons: 1
Coding region: 21-344 (107 amino acids)
Source: RefSeq, a predicted model, not a curated record
GAACGUGGGCCACCUCGAACAUGACACUCGCACGUCUCUUGGCCGGCCACUCGGGUAGGUGGCAAGAAAGAGAUCGCUUAAGACGGAGGGGAACAAAGUCGUUUGGGUCGUUUUGGUUCGAUCCUCGGGCAGAAGAUGAAAUCCUCCAGCGUGUCCUCGUCUCCCCUCAACCCGUCCUCCUCAGACAGCCGCACGGUCGUCUUACAGCUUCGACUGCUGCCGCAUCCGCCGACCGAGUGUGCCCCGUUGUCUUUUGUGUCGUAGGCGAGGAGACAGGAGGGGACAUAGCGGCGACAAGAUGCAUGUUGCCGCUCAUCGAGGCCGAGCGUUCGCCGCCCAGGUAA